AUGGCUCGAAAAAGAGCGAAGGAUCCACCCAAGCCGACGGAUCCCGCAGAAGCUGAUGAUGGCGCGGGUUCGACGCCACUUAAGCCGAGACGUCGGCGUACCAUCCUCAUGGUUUCCGAGUUCUUCUACCCCGACAUAGGCGGUAUCGAAACGCACAUCUGCGCAUUGUCAACGGGGCUGAUUGAGCUAGGAUACCGCGUGGUAAUGGUUACGAGGCACUUUGGCGAUCGGCGAGGCGUGAGGUACCUGUCCAAUGGCAUGAAGGUGUACCACAUACCCACCAUCUUCUACAUCAAGCCAUGUGGGAUGCCCGGAUUCUUCGACACCUUCCUGCUUGCGCGCAACAUCUACAUCAGAGAGCAGGUUGACAUCGUGCACGUUCACCAGACCACCUCGCGCUACGCCAGCGAAUUCGUGCACGUGGCAUACAUCAUGGGGCUCAAAACCGUCUUCACGGACCACAGCCUAUUCAGCUUCACCGACCUUGGGCCCAUCACGACUACGGAUUACCUGAAGCACCAGGCCGUGGUGCUCAAUCACACCAUAUGCGUCUCGACCACGCACAAGGAAAACCUGGUUUUGCGAACGCAGAUGGACCCAACCGCCGCAUCCGUCAUCGGCAACGCCAUCGACCCGGACAUAUUCCUGCCCAGUGAAACUAGUAGAAAUGACGGGCGUAUCAUAAUCGUGGUGGUCAGCCGCCUCACCCUCAAGAAGGGCACUGAGCUGCUGACCGACGUCAUACCCAUCGUCUGCAAGCGCCAUGAGAACGUCGACUUCAUCAUCGGUGGGGACGGCCCGCUCUACGCGAGCAUCGUGGAGUGCGUCGACAAGCUGUACCUGCAUAAAAGGGUCACCCUCCUAGGCGCUGUGCCAAACUACAAGGUCAACGCCGUGCUCAAACGGGGUGACAUUUUCCUCAACACAUCGAAGAGCGAGUCGUUCUGCAUUGCCAUUCUAGAAGCAGUUUCGUCCGGGCUUUUGUGCGUGUCCACAAACGUGGGAGGGGUGCACGAGAUCCUGCCGCACGACAUGGUGCUGCUGGCCAACUACUCGCCGGAAAGCAUCGCCAAUCGUAUUGAUGAUGCCAUCGAGAUGCUGCCGUCCGUGGACCGGCAGAAACUGCACAGCAGGGUGAGACAGAUGUACUCCUGGGCCAGAGUCGCCGGCGAGGUUUCGCGUGUCUACGAAAAUGUGGUGCGGGAACCCCGGCGUCCCGUGAUUGACGUCAUCAGCAUAUACUGGGAAAUCGACACCAUAUUCAGGGGGUUGCUAAUCGCCAUAAUCAUUUUCUUAUACGCGGAGUGGUGGAUUGCGGAACUCUUGUACCCGAGGGAGGAAAUCGACAUCGCGCCGGACUGGUCAAUACACGGAUCGCAAAUGCGGGAAGAGACCUCAGAAACUAAAGAAUCGUGA
Messenger RNA from Babesia bigemina, 1416 nucleotides. Its product is annotated as glycosyl transferase, group 1 family protein, putative. Gene Ontology annotation, molecular function: phosphatidylinositol N-acetylglucosaminyltransferase activity. The transcript is spliced from 7 exons. The record is from RefSeq and is a predicted model, not a curated record. Gene Ontology annotation, biological process: GPI anchor biosynthetic process. Gene Ontology annotation, cellular component: glycosylphosphatidylinositol-N-acetylglucosaminyltransferase (GPI-GnT) complex. NCBI's taxonomy places the organism in Eukaryota, Apicomplexa, Aconoidasida, Piroplasmida, Babesiidae. Bases 1 to 1416 code for a protein of 471 amino acids.